Penicillium antarcticum is the source of this 1611-nucleotide messenger RNA. Its product is annotated as MDR family MFS transporter. The record is from RefSeq and is a predicted model, not a curated record. The transcript is spliced from 3 exons. NCBI's taxonomy places the organism in Eukaryota, Fungi, Ascomycota, Eurotiomycetes, Eurotiales, Aspergillaceae. Gene Ontology annotation, biological process: transmembrane transport. Gene Ontology annotation, molecular function: transmembrane transporter activity. The coding region runs from base 1 to 1611 and encodes 536 amino acids.
AUGGAAUUCCAAGAUGCUUCCCCGCCCCAGGAGCAAAGCAAACUCCGCAUCGUCACGGUAAUGAUAGCGCUGGCGCUGUCGAUGUUCGUGGCGGCACUCGAUCAAACAAUUGUUUCAACGGCUAUUCCGACUAUCGCUGCUCAUUUCCACUCCGCUGCUGGCUAUACUUGGAUUGGUGGUGCUUAUCUUCUUGCCAAUGCGGCUGGUGCGUGCAUCUGGGCUAAGCUUUCUGAUAUCUGGGGGCGGAAACCUAUCUUGCUCUUGGCUGUUGGGUGGUUCUUUAUUAGUUCCAUCAUUUGUGCUACGGCUGUGAGCAUGGAGAUGCUUAUUGCUGGUCGGGCAUUGCAGGGUGUUGCUGGUGGUGGUUUGCUUCAGCUUGUUACUAUUAUCAUUUCUGAUCUGUUCAGUGUUAGACACCGCAGCCUUUAUCUUGGUCUCAUGGAAGUGAUGUGGGCCUUUGCUGGUGGUAUUGGUCCAAUUCUUGGUGGUGCUUUCUCUCAAUACACCGGCUGGAGAUGGACAUUCUGGAUCAAUCUGCCUGUCUCUGGUAUCACCUUCGUUCUGCUAUUCUUCUUCUUGGAUGUACACAAUCCCAAAACAAGGAUCAUGGAUGGUAUCCGAGCGAUUGACUGGUUCGGCAGUCUUUCAGUCUUGGGUCUCACUCUGAUGCUCCUGUUAGGGCUCGACUUUGGAGGAGAGACAUUUGCAUGGAAGUCCCCACAGGUCAUUUGCCUAAUUGUCUUCGGUUCUCUAUGCUCCUUGCUGUUUGUCUAUAGCGAGAAGAAGCUUGCAAAGUACCCUCUCAUGCCGUUGGAUAUCUUUGCUCGUCUGUCAAACGUUGCUACGCUUGCUGUUGCUUUCGCGCAUGGAUUCGUUUUCAUCGCUGGUGAAUACUACAUACCUCUUUACCUACAAUCAGUACACCAGGCAUCCCCCAUGCGAUCAGGUGUCCUGAUCCUCCCCCUCGUCAUCACCGAAGCCUGUGGAGGUAUGCUCUGCGGCGCAAUCAUCCACCGCACCGGCAGAUACCUUGAGUUAAUCUGGGUCGGUCUUGUUCUUCUGACGAUCGGAAAUGGGCUAUACAUCAACCUCGACGUGACCUCCUCCAUCGGCGAGAUUGUAGGCUACCAAAUUCUCAGCGGAUUCGGCGCCGGCUUCCUCUUCCAAACACCCAUCAUCGCCAUACAAGCCAUGGUCUCCCAAGAGGACACAGCCACCGCUACAGCCACGCUCGGAUUCAUCCGAAACAUGGCAACCGCCUGCUCCAUCGUUAUCGGCGGUGUCGUGUUCCAGAACAGCAUGGGUGAGCAGCAGUCGAAGCUUUUGGCUUCUGGAAUGUCCGAGUCGAUGGCAGAUAGGAUGUCUGGCGAUGCUGCUGCUGCAAGCAUUGAGUAUAUCAAGGAUAUCACGGAUCCUGCGCAGCUACUUGCCGUUAAGGAGGCGUUUGCUUGGAGUCUGCGCAAUAUGUGGAUUCUGUAUACUUGCAUGUCUGUUGUUGGUGUUUUCUGCUCUGCUUUCAUUCUGAAGGCUAAGUUGAGUAAGGAGCAUGUUGAGACCAAGACUGGCCUGAACAUUGAAAAGGCGCCUGCUGAGAAUGUUCGUACUGUCUAA